GCCGCUGCUUCGUCCUCGUCCCCAGCUUCGGUUCCUCUUUCGACUAUCACUACCGCUGCCGCCGCCGCCGCCACCACUACCACCACCGCCGCCGCCGCUGCUACCGCCGCUACCGCUGCCGCCCAGUCUCGCCAUCUUCAACCCCAGCCGGUCACCAUGUCGGGGCCCAUUGUCGUCACCGAGGAGCAACUUCUCGGCAGGACACCCGAACAAUUAAUCGCCACCAUCCUUCAGAUCCAGAUGCAACAUCAGCAGUAUGUCGCUCAUAUCUCGGCGCAAUUCGAUGCCAUCAGCCAACAACUGAGCGACCUCCGCGGAAGCCUAGUAGCCUCCCACCAAGCAGCUGCAUCGGCACUCAGUUCUCGCGACCCGCCUGGGCGGCCUCUUAUUCCUCCUCCGCCGCCGCAACAUGCCACUACUCCGUACUCGCGGGCCCCGCCGAUUCCCAUGCAGACACCGAGUCGCCCCGGUAGACCCUCUGCCGCCUCUCCGCCUACCUCAUCUCACGGUUUCUCUUCUAGACCUCCGGCGCAGGCGCAGACACCGCAGCCCCCGGGGCCGCCCCAAUACAAGUACGGGACCGUCGGUACGGUUGAGGAGGUGUGGAAAGAAUACCGUGAGGGCAUGGAUGGCCAGCCAGCGAUAGAGGAGCUAGAUGCCAACUGGGGCUCUCGCUGGCGACCGGAGCCACGCGGUCGCACCUGGUACUCGAGGCGCAAGGUCAUCUGGGACAAGAUCAAGGAGCACAUAGCCGAGGGCAUGGGGGAGGACGACGCAGUGAAGGAAGUGGAGAGGCUGCGCGAUGGCGGCACCAUCAACAGGCUGAUUCGGAUGCUCCAAGACGAACGCAAGGACAAGGGGGGCGGCGACGACGGCUUAGCCGCUUAGGACGGCUGUAUACUACUUGAUUCGGAAAACGGCGUUAUCUAGGAAGCGGCAUUGAUACCACAACAUAUCAUAUAUGGCAGAGAGAGAAAGAGAGAGAGGGUGCGUGCGUGCGAGCGAGAGGCCGCAUGGAACGGGACCUGGCCGCGUGAGAACCGCGCCGGUAGGACCAGCAUAUCACCGUCGUGAUCACUUUCAUCAUCGACACCGCGCUAUUGAGAGGGAGCACUUCUCGUCAGGGAUUCUCACGGCAAGCUGGGA
Messenger RNA from Durotheca rogersii, 1146 nucleotides. RefSeq names its product transcriptional activator of glycolytic enzymes-domain-containing protein. Gene Ontology annotation, molecular function: RNA polymerase II cis-regulatory region sequence-specific DNA binding; DNA-binding transcription factor activity, RNA polymerase II-specific. NCBI's taxonomy places the organism in Eukaryota, Fungi, Ascomycota, Sordariomycetes, Xylariales, Xylariaceae. Gene Ontology annotation, biological process: positive regulation of ribosomal protein gene transcription by RNA polymerase II. The record is from RefSeq and is a predicted model, not a curated record. The transcript is spliced from 3 exons. Bases 157 to 888 code for a protein of 243 amino acids.